ACGUUGCAGGUGUGAUGAGUUCGACAGCGGAGUAUGAGUGGGGAAUUGUCGUCUUUGGUGAGAACAACAAAGGGAGAAUCACACAUGAAAUGAUGCGCUCUUUCGCCAAUAUGUUUCGUCACAACAGUUCCAAGCUGGGAUUGGAUUUAGUGCAGUUACCAUUUUUUCUAUUUACCAAAAAUAUGGCCAUGGUACAAAGUGAAGUCGAAGAAUGGUUCGAAGAAUUGGAAUCGGACAAAGUUGUGAUGCUUGUGAUGUUGUUCAAUGAUAGUGAUUCGAACGAAGUAGAGGAGAAAAUGCGAAGAGCUUGGAAAGAAAACGUCUUGCUCUAUACACAGAGAAGUGAUAGUUUGCUUUGUUGUGCACGUGAUGGAACUGAAAAAAUAAUAUGCUGUUGGAUCAAAGAAAUUUGUGAACUUUUAAAUAGGAGAUUUUACGAAGGUUACGGGAACCUCGAAGAACAUAUAAUCAAUGGAGAUCAGCUACCACUUGAUUUUGUUCAUAUUGAGAAUAUUUUUUUAGAUUUGCGAAAAUUGGAAAAACCACUGAAGGACUUAGAUUUGGUGAAAUACAUCGAUACUCCAAUGCUGCAUAAUAGAUUACGUAUUCCAUUCGCCGACAAAGAGCAAAAUGGCCGACUACUUGCCAUUCUUUCAGUUGCUUCGUUUACAGAACUUCCAGAUCUUCAAACUUCAGUCGUUAAUUUUGUGGAGAAGAUUCUCAAAUCGGGUUUUGUUUCUUUCAUGCUUCGUGAGAAUGCAUGUUAUAUACGCAGUGUUGCUAAUGACGAAUGCUGUAGAACUCUUUUCAUUUACCUUCAAGACAUUAUGCAGAUAUUAUACAUUUCAAAAAUUAAUCACAUUCAAGAUUUCGAUAUUGUAUGUGAUGAGUUUCUAAAUUUUAUGGAGUUAAUUCCGGAAAAAUGUUGGUCAGCUAUCGAUGAAAGACUUCAAUUAACGAUUUUCACAAUGUUACAGAAUUUAACCAUCGAUAUUUCUGAAUCUUUGGCAAUAGAUUUGCAUGAAAACCGUGAAUUUAAUGUAAUGGACAGCAGUAUGAAAUGUUUUGAUAAUCGAGUGUCUCUUGAUCUUAUCGAGGAGUGCGAAAGUAAAGAUUAUAGUCCAGCAUGGAUCAAUUAUGAGGACGUAAAACCUCCAGAAGAUUUCCGGACAUUGUCAGUUUACGCUACUAGCAAUGAUAUACUUCACCCAGCUCGACCUUAUAUUCGAAAAAAUAUUGUUAGAGGAAAUUAUUCAAAUCAAGAACAUUAUCUCGAUGUACAGUUUCGUCUUAUGCGUGAAGAUUUGGUUGCUCCAUUACGGGACGGCAUAAAGUUAUGGAAACAACAAAAAGGAAAAGAAACUUUUUUGUCAUAUACAAUGGAUGCAAGUGAAGAACUUGACCUGUUGGUUAUAAGAGGUGUUAGUGUGGAAGGCGCGCAACUAAAACGAAGCACAGGAGAAAUUAUUCGUUACGUUAUUUUUCAGCCAGUGAGCAUUGAUAAUUCUUGGUGUUCACGACUUAAGUAUGGACAAUUGGUAACCUUGUCAAGCGACGAAUUUCAGGAUGAGGCCUUACUUGCUACUGUUGCUGAGAAUGAUCCCACUGAAUUUUUAAAAGGAAAAUUGGGAUUACGUUUUUUCGAUGAUCGCUCAGUUUCACGAGCCAAAAUUUACACUUUAGUCGAAUCGAUCUCGUAUUAUGAAAUGUAUCAUUAUGUCUUGGAAUGCAUUAAGCGUUUCAAUAACAAUUACGAGAUUCCUUUUGGUCGUUUUUUGCUGAAAACUGAAACUGAUGUUCACUUCCCUUCAUACCUUGUUCAUCAAAUAGACAAGGAUUCUCACAGUUCCUCGGAUUCGUUGAACAGUGAAUAUACCGACUAUAAUGAGUUUUCUUCUUUAACCAAAGAAACUGUGAUUGCUAAAGAAAUAAGCAUUUUUGGAGCGAAAUAUAAUGUGGAUAAAUUAAAAUAUACGCUUGACGGUAAUAAAGUGGCUUCUGGAUUAGACGACGCUCAACGAAAUGCGUUAUGCUACGCUCUUACGCACGAAUUUGCAUUGAUCCAGGGACCUCCGGGUACAGGCAAAACUUUUCUUGGUCGCCUUAUUGUACGCAUUUUGCUGGAAAAUAUGAAUAUGUGGAAUCCAAAGCGAAUAAAUCCUAUACUAGUUGUAUGCUUCACCAAUCAUGCUUUGGAUCAGUUCUUGGAUGGUGUUUUAGCAGAUUUAAUACAAGAUAAACGUCACAGUGACGAACUUCCUAAUAUUGUUAGAUUUGGUUCGCGAUGUAAAAGUGAAAUUUUAAAAAGGUACACAAAACGAUCGGUGUUGGAAGCAUACACUAACUUAAUUUCGGAUGCAGCAAAGCUCAAGGUGAAUCGAAUAAAGUUGAAAAGAAUUCAUUUAUUGGAAAUGAUUCGGUCUCAAGUCGCUGUACUAACACUUCUUAAGAAUGAAAUUCUAUCUUUCAAAUGCAUGCAACAGGUGAUGUUACCAGAACAUAUCCAACAAUUCAAUAUGCAACGACAGACCAUGGGAAAAGGAUGUUCAAUGGAUGAAAUAUUCUCUAGAUGGCUUCUGGAAGGUGAUUCUGGUAGGGAAGAUUGUGUCAGUAUAGAAUACGAUGCAGAUGAAAAUUGUAAGAAGGGAAAAUUUUCCCGAAAUGACAAUCCGGAAAUAUCAGUUUUCUGGUCCAUGGAUGGGGCAUUUCCCAACGAAUGGAAAGAAGAAAUGCUUGGAUCAGUCCCACAGAAUGAUUGCAUAGCUUGGAAAGAAAUGCAGGAACUGCUUAGGAUUAACUCAGAUGUAGACGACUAUUAUCAUUCUGGUGAGUGGGAUCUUGAUAAAGAUCCUAAUGCGUCCGCCAUAGAACCAGUAACAAUAUUCUCAGAUCAAAUGUCUGGCAAAUUAAAGCAACGUGCAAAUGCAAAAUACGGUGCCGAGCUUAUUGCAGAUCUGAAGGAUGUGAAGGCUAAUAUAUUAAAAAGUUCACCUUUGACAUUAGAGGAAGCUUCAUCUGUCAAAAACCUGCAAACUUUACACAGACAUCGUCGUUGGGCUUUAUAUAUGCAUUGGACCGGUAAACUUAAGGUUGUUGUAAAUAAAAAACUGGAUAUUCUCAUAUGUAAGUAUCAAACUGUUAUGGAGGAAGUUAACAAGGAAUUCGAUCUUUUGGAUGAAGUCGUUCUACGAAAGGCACUGAUUAUCGGCGCAACUACAACUUGCGCUGCAAAAAUGAAACCGUUUUUGGAUCGUCUUGGUUGUCCUAUUGUAAUAGUGGAAGAAGCAGCUGAAGUCCUGGAAGCUCACGUUUUGACAAGCAUUACAAAUAAAUGUCAGCAUGCUAUCUUGAUUGGAGAUCAUCAGCAGUUACGUCCAAAUCCUGCGGUGUUUGCUCUUGCUCGUGAGUAUAAAUUGGAUAUAUCAUUGUUUGAAAGGUUGAUCAGAAAUAAUUUCCCAUACGCGGUACUGGAAAGGCAGCAUCGUAUGGCUCCUGCUAUAUCGAAUACUUUUAUGCCGGAAUUUUAUCCUUUAAUGAAAAAUGCCGACAAUGUUUUGAGUUAUCCAGAUGUUAAAGGCUGUCGGAAGAAUUUGUAUUUUAUUAACCACUCACACGAGGAAGAUGUGCUCUUCUCUACUUCACAUAAAAAUUCAUUCGAAGGCGAUUUUAUGAUCCGUUUAUCUACUUAUUUUAUUCAGCAGGGCUAUUCUUGUUCACAGAUCACGUUAUUAUGUGCCUAUACAGCUCAGGCAAAUUAUGUAAGGACACAAAUGUUAAAAUUCAACAACUCAAGUCUUCCUUUGGUUGAAACUGUUGAUAAUUAUCAAGGAGAAGAGAAUGACAUAAUCAUUCUAUCUCUUAUACGUUCACAACCGAGUAAUGGUAUCGGUUUUCUUGGGGUUUCUAAUCGCGUAUGUGUAGCUUUGUCACGCUCCAGACUUGGUCUUUACGUGAUAGGCAAUAUGCACUUUCUUAGAUCUAACUCACUUCUCUGGCAUAGGCUGUGUAUUGCUUUGGCAAAUGCUGAUUGUAUUGGCGUUGGCUUCCCAGCAUUUUGUGCUAAGCAUGAUGUUACACAGAUUAUUCACAGCGCGGAUGAAUUUUUAAUCAAAACUCCUGAAGGUGGUUGCUAUUGUCCUUGUGAUUUUGUACGACCUUGCGGUCACAUCUGUGGUCAACCUUGUCAUCGAACAGAUCCAGAACACAGGACAACAUGUACUCAUCCUUGUCUAAAGACAUGCUCGAAACUGUUCCGACAUCUUUGUACAAAAUUAUGUGGUGAAUCUUGCGGUACUUGUCAGUCUUUUGAGAACAAGACUUUCCCAUGCGGUCAUGCAACUAGCGUUGUUUGUUAUCUAUUCGAGGAAACAGUGUGCCAAGAGAAAUGUCUGAAAGAAUUGCCAUGUGGCCAUCGGUGUACGAAAAAAUGCAGCGAGUCGUGCAAGUGCUCAUAUAAUGUUUUACUGAAUUGUGGACAUACCGUUGCAGCUACUUGUUCUGAAAAACAAAAAAUAAAAUGUGUAGUGGAAGUAGAGAAAACAUUUACUACGUGUAGUCAUCGCUGGAUAGUACCAUGUCAAAACUACAAAAAUGCGCGUUGCGGUGAAAAAUGUGAAAAAAUUCUACCUUGUGGUCAUCGCUGUCAAUCGCUCUGUGGAAACUGCACACUGGAAGGGUGUGCUAGUUGUCCUUCAAUUUGUGGUAAACGACUUUCUUGUGGUCACGAUUGUUUGCGUACAUGUGGAACACCUUGCGAGCCUUGCAUUGCUUUUUGUUCAAAUCAGUGCGGACAUUCACACUGCGGUCAACAACUUGAUAUACUUGCGGAACAAAGAACUCGAUGUGCUGAUUUGUGCAGCUUUUGCGUGCAGCGUUGCAUGAAUAGCUGCAAACAUCAAGAAUGUCAAAUGCAAUGCUGGCAAGUAUGCAGCAUUAGCCCGUGCAGUUUUUCGUGUGACAAAAAGCUUGAUUGUGGGCAUACUUGUCUCAGUCCAUGUGGCGAAAUUUGUCCAGAUAUUUGCGUUGAAUGCCAAGGAAUAAAUGUUCCUGUUCUGCAGUUUCAAGGAUGUAAAUGUAUUGUUAGUAUUGAGGAGGCCGACCUCCAUAUACGAGGACAGACAUCAAGAAAGCAGCAGUAUACAUGUCCAAAGUGUGGUUGCAAACUCCCUGUCAAUGGUUGCUUUCGAUAUGCAAGAGAAUUGAAAGAACAAGCUAUUUUCAAUGAAAGGAUCAAGUUCGCAAAAAUGUUAACUGAUGGCUUAUUAAUCAAUUUGCAGUGUGAUGUUUUGAAACAAGCUGAAGAUGAUUUAGCAAAAAUCAUGCGAAUAAGGAAAAAAAAAAGCCAUGCUACAAUAGAAGUAGCCGAAAUAUUACGUCUAGUUAUAACGAGGCUUAACACAGAGUUCUACAAUCAUUCAGGUAUCAUGAAAUGGCAGAUAAUGAUAAAUAUGCUUUCCGAUAUGUGCCGGUUAGUUACGUACAUUAUUACCGAAAAAUUCACUUCUAUUCCGAAGAAGCGCUACUCCAACUUGUAUAUACUUUUCCGUGAUUCACUUGGAACAGAUAAUGUUUUCUCCUUGCUGGAAAUGGAUCUUCUCAGGUUAUUAAUUUUUGUGAAAUUAUUGGAAACGGAAUCACCAUCGAUGUUAGAAAUACCGGUAGCAAAUGGGCUACGAAAAAUUUCUGUUAAAUACAUGCUUGGAUGCCUCGCAAAUGACUGCAUCAAAAAAAUGAAAGAUUUGAAUAUGUGUCAACUCAAGGGUUUGCUAGAAGUAACGGUGAAGGCAUUGAACUGGUCUAGUGAUACGGAACAGAAAAAAGCUUCUUCCCGAUUUGUACAAUAUUGUCGUAAUUUGUAUGAAGUUUUGAACAUACAACCUAUGCCGGGCAGUGAUUUGCAGUGUUUGAAUUUUCCUUAUUAA
Messenger RNA from Loa loa (African eye worm), 5921 nucleotides. Its product is annotated as NFX1-type zinc finger-containing protein 1. The record is from RefSeq and is a predicted model, not a curated record. Gene Ontology annotation, cellular component: nuclear RNA-directed RNA polymerase complex. The transcript is spliced from 41 exons. Gene Ontology annotation, molecular function: helicase activity. Lineage: Eukaryota; Metazoa; Nematoda; Chromadorea; Rhabditida; Onchocercidae. The coding region runs from base 15 to 5921 and encodes 1968 amino acids. Gene Ontology annotation, biological process: regulatory ncRNA-mediated heterochromatin formation.